AUGGCCGACGUUCGCAGCUUCACUGUGCGGCCAGUGUCGAAACAGGCAAGAGCCGAUUACAAAGACGCAUUCCGCAUAUAUCUAUCUUCCUCGUCGCUGGCUUCCCUUAGACUUCGUGCCGAUGAUCUUUGCGACAUAUCUUUCGCAGAAGGGCCUCCUAAAACCGCGAUUGCUUGGACGGCGACCGAAAAUAUACAGAGUACAGUGGUGCAAACAUCCAAGGCUCUCCAAGAUUGCUACGGGAUCAAGGUCGGGGGAAAAAUAAACAUCACUAAAAUUGAUGGUGCAUUAGAGGAGCUUAAAUCGGUCGUUGUGAUUGAAUGUUCCGAACCUGAAAAGAUCGAGAGGUUUGGCCCAAUUCCUGCGGAAGAGCGAUGCCACUGGGAAUGGGCAUUGGAAUUCCCGCUUUUGAGAUGUGAGGUGAUUGCCAAGGGCUUAAUUUUCGAGCUUGAGCUCAGAGGUCAACGCCGAAGCUUCCAGGUUGUGAACAUGCACUCCGAAUCCCCAAGCUCUAGUCGUACGAUCUUUCGCUUCACAAAUGCCACCAAGAUCUCUAUUGGCACGGAAGUAGAGGCGCCUUCUGAGAUUCCCCAUGAAAUCUCAGUUGAUGCCGAUGGGUUGGGUGGUCUUUCACGACAGAUUGAUGACAUCAAUGAGAGCCUAUCGGACUUCAAUAUCGAUCUGCUCAAACCUACAAUGCCCUCUUUCUAUGAACAUAGCCGUGGUAUUCUUCUCUAUGGACCUAAAGGAACAGGAAAGACAUCUCUUCUCCAGCAAAUCGAGAAGGCUGGCUGGCGACAGGUUUUCAAAAUUGGAACUGCUACUCUUGGACGGAGCACAGGCGAAGCCGAGAAAAAACUACGCACUACCUUCCAGGAUGCCGCUCGCUCCAAGCCCAGUGUGAUCAUCAUUGAUCAGCUAGACUUUAUCGCUCCUAAGCGAACUUCCCUGGAAUCUUCGUCGCUCGCCUCGGUCCUAUGUGAGAACCUAGAUGCAAUGAGGAGCGCGUCGGUUUUGGUGAUAGCUGCCACUCGACACCCCAACAACGUCGAUGAUGCUCUCAGGACUCCCCAUCGAUUUGGUACAGAGAUCGAGAUCCAGGUCCCCACGGCACAUGACCGAGCUGAAAUCCUACGUGCCAUUCGUGGACCAGCAUCUGCAGGGCUCACCGAUGCUAUGGUUGACUUGCUUGCUGAGAAGACCCACGGAUACGUCGGAGCGGAUUUGUUUGCUCUACUCCAGCUCAUUUGCCGAAAAGCACGCCAACGGCAGAUGCUCGAACAGAAAUCCGUCUCUCCCUCUAGGAGCCAGUCUGUACCGGCAUCUGAUAUCAUGGAUGCUACUAGCGAUGCUGAAGAAAACGGACCUGUCACUGUGGAUCUGGCGAUUCAAGAAUCUGAUAUUUGGUCCUCGUUGCAGGAGAUCCGCCCUACUGCUAUGCGAGAGGUGUUCUUGGAGACACCUAAGGUGAGAUGGUCUGACAUCGGUGGGCAGCAUGAUAUCAAAAAGCGCCUGCAACAGGCCGUCGAGAGACCCCUCAAGUUCCCCGAGCGUAUGAAGCGUCUCAAUGUUAAGAGCAAAAAGGGCGUUCUCCUAUACGGUCCGCCGGGAUGUUCCAAGACCCUCACCGUCAAGGCUCUGGCCACGGAAGCAGGCUUGAAUUUCUUGGCCGUAAAGGGUGCAGAAAUCCUGAGCAUGUACGUUGGUGAGUCCGAACGAUCACUGCGAGAGAUCUUCCGCAAAGCCCGUGCGGCACGACCAAGUAUCAUCUUCUUUGAUGAAAUCGAUGCCAUCGCUGCACGACGCAGUAGCACUUCUUCAGGAGGCGUUAACGUCCUGACAACUUUACUCAACGAAAUGGACGGUAUCGAGGAGCUGCGAAACGUGUUGGUUGUCGCGGCCACCAACAAACCGGAUGUUCUUGACCCAGCACUCAUGCGUCCAGGUCGCCUGGACAACAUCCUCUACAUCGGACCUCCAGACUUUGAGGCCAGAAAGGAAAUCCUGCGCAUCUGGGCGAGCAAAUCUGUUAUUCACCCGGACGUUGAUCUUGAUGAGCUGGCCGCUCAUACCGAGGGCUACUCCGGUGCAGAGAUUGUCAGCAUUUGUGAGACCGCUGGUGAUGCUGCAUUGGACGAGGAGGAAGAGACACAACAAGAGCUGGAAGUGCAAUUGAAGCAUUUCGAGUAUGCUUUGGGCCAGGUUCAUCGGCAGAUCACGGACAGUGUGAUUCGUGAAUAUGAGCAAUGGCGAGAUGGUCAGAAAUAG
Messenger RNA from Penicillium pulvis, 2268 nucleotides. Its product is annotated as putative AAA family ATPase. The coding region runs from base 1 to 2268 and encodes 755 amino acids. NCBI's taxonomy places the organism in Eukaryota, Fungi, Ascomycota, Eurotiomycetes, Eurotiales, Aspergillaceae. Gene Ontology annotation, cellular component: cytoplasm. The record is from RefSeq and is a predicted model, not a curated record. The transcript has 2 exons. Gene Ontology annotation, molecular function: ATP binding; ATP hydrolysis activity.